UUAUAUAUAUUUUGGAUUUUUCCUAUCUGGAAGUCCUCUGUCAAAUCACCCCAUCGAACAAAUUCUCAGUGCCCACUAUCUCUGCGUCACUUUCUUGCCCUUUAAUUUCUUUAUCGAAUUGUUGUUAAUAUGUACUGUAAGAAAACCCUAAACUCAACUCAACUGAUCUCAGAAAAAAUAAAAAAAGGGCUAUACUUCUCUUGAAUCUAAUUAUCUUCUUCUUCAGACAAUAAAUUUAAUUAAAAUGAAAAACGCCAUCAGAUGCUGCAUAUCGUGCAUUCUGCCCUGCGGCGCGCUCGACGUCAUCCGGAUCGUCCACGUGGACGGCCACGUGGACGAGAUCGGCGCCGCUGCCGUUAAAGCGGCGGAAAUUUUGAAACUCCACCCCAAACACGUCCUUAGGAGGCCGUCGUCCUCACCGGCGGAGGGAAAGUGCUCCGGAAUCGUCGUCGAUGGCGUCAUCUCCCCCCAAGAAGUGCUCGAGCGUGGGAAGAUUUAUUUUCUGAUUCCCCUGCCGGAGAAGACCGGCCGGAAAGCGGCGCCGGAGAAGAGGAAGAAGAAGGAGCCGAGGAUUAGCGGCGUUGCCGGGACUGGAAGCGGCGGUGUUUCCGUGGCGAAUUUAUUCAAUUCCUACGGCCGCUCUUUGAGCGAAAUUCUGUCGGAGAGGAUCUCGGCCGUCCGGCGGCGAGGCCGCGGCGGCGUGUGGAGACCUCGGUUGGAAAGCAUUUCGGAGACGUUGCCGGAAGGGUAAGAAAUCCGUAGCUUGUACGGCGGUUCAUAUAAAACCCUUGUUUCUAAUUUCUCAAUUCGAAAAUUAAUUUCAAAGCCUUGUUAUUUUGUAUAGUUCAA
Molecule: messenger RNA, 849 nt
Organism: Andrographis paniculata
Lineage: Eukaryota; Viridiplantae; Streptophyta; Magnoliopsida; Lamiales; Acanthaceae
Exons: 1
Coding region: 245-751 (168 amino acids)
Source: RefSeq, a predicted model, not a curated record